Molecule: messenger RNA, 860 nt
Organism: Botrytis cinerea B05.10
Lineage: Eukaryota; Fungi; Ascomycota; Leotiomycetes; Helotiales; Sclerotiniaceae
Exons: 2
Coding region: 127-594 (155 amino acids)
Source: RefSeq, a predicted model, not a curated record
GAAGGCUUCAUCAGCAAAGUAUUUCCUAUCAUCACAACACUUCAAUCAUCUCAACGAUCUUCUACAACAACUUACAAACCCUUCUCAAACUCUUCACACUUCGAGUCUCUCAAGCCAACCAUCAAAAUGCGUUUCUCCACCAUCGCUUCUGUCCCCCUCCUAUUUCUCUCUGCCCUUACCUCGGCCGCUCCAACUGCAAUCCCAGAAGCAGCCAUUGAUGCCCGCGCUGCCUCUACCCAGAUCUACUACCUCGUUAACUGCUUCAACAACAACACCUUCGCAGCCUACGCUGAGAUCGACUACUACCCAACCAAGUCUUUGUCUCUCGCUGGCCAGACCCCAAGCAAGACAGCUGUUCUCAGCACUUCUGACUCCAUUGACUACGAAGAUGGAACUUGGAAAGCCACUACUCCUUUCAAGGCGACUGUUGUCAUUGGCGAGGAUGCUUACACCGCCAAGGCAGGUGCUACUGUUGGUAGCGCAACUGUCAGCACCUCUACCACUGCCUUGAAGUGUAUCCGUCUUGCAAGAUUUGUCUUGUACGAGCCAGAGGCUAUUGAGCAAUGUUACACCGACUAUGCUUGCGAGGCAUAGAGAGUCUCUCGACAUCUUGAGUUCUUCAAUCAGCCCCUGCACUGAAAGGAAGAUGAUAAAUGAUGAAAGAGCUCAAACUUGAUUUAGACAAUAGACGACUUGGAAACGAUAACUGAUAAUGGACGAACGAUGAAUGGCGAAUAAAAGAUAGACGAAUGAUGAUUAGAGAGAUUGACGAGUUAAUGAUUACGAUUGGGCACAUUCUUUUGGACUUGGGCGAAGGAAUAUAGUUUAGAUAAAAAAAAUUGAAUGAACGGUGUUUUUCA